CCCAAUCAAAUGCUCUCUCUCUUCAUCAACAGACACACCUUCACUCACUAAAAUAGCAAUUUCCUAAUAUGUCAUUCAAGAAACUCCACUAUCGUCUUUCCGCUUUGUUUUUUUAACUAUGGAUGUGGAAUGCCCCAACUCGGACAGCAGCAACAACAGCAAUCCAAACUCGUCCUCAUCCGCGGCGACGCUGAGCCGCUACGAGAAUCAGAAGCGGCGCGACUGGAACACCUUCGGGCAGUACCUAAAGAACCACCGGCCGCCUCUCUCGCUGAGCCGGUGCAGCGGGGCCCACGUGCUAGAGUUCCUCCGCUACCUUGACCAGUUCGGGAAGACGAAGGUGCACAACCCCAUCUGCCCCUUCUUCGGCCACCCGGUCCCCCCCGCCCCCUGCCCCUGCCCGCUCCGCCAGGCCUGGGGCAGCCUCGACGCCCUCGUAGGCCGCCUCCGCGCCGCCUACGAGGAAAACGGCGGCAAGCCUGAAACCAACCCUUUCGGCGCCAGGGCCGUCCGCCUCUACCUGCGCGAGGUCCGCGAUAUGCAGUCCAAGGCAAGGGGUGUCAGCUACGAGAAGAAGAAGCGCAAGCGCCCGCUGCCGCACACGGCUGUUCCGCCGCCGGGUGAAGCUUUAUGAUCGGUUAGUUAAUUAGCAUGCGAGGCUCCUCCCCCUUCCUAGCUUCUUUUAAUUUGUUUCUUAAUGAUCACCUAGAUCUUAAUUUUAGAAUUAGUAGUACUAAUAUUUAGUUUAUGUCUAAGUUUGGAUUAUGGGGGUUGCUUACGAUCACUUAUGAAUAUGAGGUUUUGAUUUGGGGAAAAAAAAAAAAAAAAAACUGUUGCAGUUUGAAGUCCAUAAACAGUUGCUGUCCGAAAAAGGCUGUUGGAAUAGUAGAAAUAUUAUGAUGCAUCAAAUCUCAUAAAUUUCUGCGAUUUCAUAAACGCGUCAGAUUUUCU
Messenger RNA from Salvia hispanica, 951 nucleotides. Its product is annotated as protein LIGHT-DEPENDENT SHORT HYPOCOTYLS 3-like. Gene Ontology annotation, biological process: mRNA transcription; response to light stimulus. Lineage: Eukaryota; Viridiplantae; Streptophyta; Magnoliopsida; Lamiales; Lamiaceae. The record is from RefSeq and is a predicted model, not a curated record. Gene Ontology annotation, cellular component: nucleus.